This is a messenger RNA of Penicillium malachiteum, 1275 nucleotides long. RefSeq lists its product as uncharacterized. The record is from RefSeq and is a predicted model, not a curated record. The coding region runs from base 1 to 1275 and encodes 424 amino acids. The transcript has 2 exons. Lineage: Eukaryota; Fungi; Ascomycota; Eurotiomycetes; Eurotiales; Aspergillaceae.
AUGCCUCCAAGACUGCUAUUCCAAAGGACGGCUGCGACCCUUCUACAAAAUGAACCACCUUCUCAUGAGUUCUCAGGGCAAUGGAAAAAUCCAUCAGAUGUGUUCUCAGUUCUUCUGAUCCUGGGUGGCGAUGUGAUAAACCGGGCUUUAGCUCAGCUUGCAGGCAGCGGUAUCUGCCCUGUGGCCUUCUCAUUCGCUGAUGGGUUUUGGGAUUCAGGCUGGGUUGCAUAUGCAAUCAGCGCUGUCUCAGCUGCAGUGGGAGAGAAUAGACUAAUGCCUGAACCCGACUGCACCUGCAAAGUCAUUAAUGCGAAAAGCAGAUAUGAGCGCGAAAACACAAGCUGGAUAAUUGGACGUGUUGUCCGGGAUUUCGAAAGCUGGAGGGAUCCAGCAAUUGGGAAGGCAUUGGAUGGGAUGUUGGAGCGUAAAUGGAUUGAGAAUAAGCAACGUGCUGAGAGCGAAAAUCCUGGCUCUGGGCCCAUGACGCCGAAGCCAAGGCAGGGCGGACUUUGUGUUUCGAUUUACCAAGCAGGAGAUGCAGAACCUGGACACCAAGGAAGAGAUCUCGCCUACUGGAGCGGACUUGCUGUUGCAGUUCUGCAAUUGGCCAUCGCUGCAAUCCCUUGUGGUAUAUGGGGAGAUUGGGCCAUUAUCUUGAUCACGGCAUGUGGGAUCAUCCUGUCCUUCGCGAUGGGUUCUCUGCCGCAAUGGACGAAGGAAAAAUGGUCAUGUCGUGAACUAAAAAGAGAUAAGACGUUUGUUUUGGUCCGAGGAAAUGGAAGCCAAUAUGCCAUCGUCAUUCGAUGUCAUGGGCGGGGACUGGACCUUGAGGAUCUCGCUGCGGGUCCUUUGAAUGUCGACGUGCACACCACCACCUCGACACGAGUAACCGUUAUUGCGCUUGCCUUCCUUUGGAUUGCACUUUUAAUCACGGCUUCUGGAAUUCAAGAGAAUACAUGGUUCUUGCUCGCUGUGGGCGGACUAGGUAUCCUUCAAAAUCUCUUCGCUGCCGGUCAAGCGCGAAAUCCAGCCGCUUUUGGGAUGCCUUUGAUUUUUGAAGAAGUGGUCGUCGAGACGAAGGCUAUGAACACUCUGUAUAAAGUUGAGGAAAAGUACCCUGGCGUUGGGAGGAGUAUGGUUGAUACCUUCUUCCCUGGUCAUUUGCGACCGGAAGAGAAGAAAAUGUGGGAGAUGUAUGAGGCUGCAGCUGCCGCAUCCAAAAACACUCAGCAACCAAAACAACAACCAAAUAGCCCUAGAGUUGAUGAACACUAG